UGAUUACUGAUAUUAUUUCAGAGAGCAUGGCUGGAAAUAUGAAGAAAGAAAUAUUGGAGGAAGAGGUUAGAAUAGAGGAGGAAAAUGUUUGCAUCAAAGAGGAGGUAUCCUCUCCUUUUACUAUAGAGGAUACAUGUACUGUUUAUGUACACGGAGGAGACAACACUGAAAAUAUUGAGAUUAAUGAUAUUUUAGAAGUAGAUGAACCUCAUCAGCUUUGUGAUAAAGAGUUUGAAAUUCUAAACCCGUUGGAGCCAGAGAAGGAGGAGAAGGAGAAGAUAGAGGAUAGAGAUGAAAUCAUGAAAACAUUUAUGUUUAAACUACACAAGGAGCUUAGAAAAGAUAUGAAGGAGCUAAAACAGGAAUUGAAAAAUUACAUCGACAAAAAAUUUUCUAAACUCAAGGAUCCGGAAUGUGAAGCACCAGCUUCCAACACCUGCAGAGUGCAUCAAGGAAUGGUAAAAGGAGAGGAGACUUUAGUUAAUUUAGAAAUGAUGAUUAGCCAGUUUCCAAAUGAGCUCGAAGUUCUGAAGGAAGCAAUGAUGCAUUACAAUUCUCCUAGAGAAUUCUUUUUGUUCAUUGGAACAUAUGAAUCUUAUGUUGAUUUAACAGCAGAGAGGUUCAGAGAAGUAUGUCCAACAUUUAACAAUCUACUACUUGCAACUUUUGGUGGAGUAAACGCUGCCUCAAGACGGGCUGCUAGGUUAGAUAUUUCCUAUGUGUUCUACAGAGCAAAAUCCAGAAUAGCGGACAGGAAAAGGAAGAAGGAGAGAAGAAAAGAAGAAAGGGAAAGUAGAGAAAAUGGAGGGAAAGGGGAAAAGAAGAAGAAAAUGGUGAAGUUGGGUUGAAAAAGAGCUGACUAGGAUAAGAAACAAUUUUUGUAUAAAAAUAUUAGAAAUAGAAGUAAAGAGCUGAUAAAUUCAUGAACGAAUGAAUUCAUAAUAAAUGAGAAGUGCGGUUA
Molecule: messenger RNA, 961 nt
Organism: Eurytemora carolleeae
Lineage: Eukaryota; Metazoa; Arthropoda; Copepoda; Calanoida; Temoridae
Exons: 8
Coding region: 27-848 (273 amino acids)
Source: RefSeq, a predicted model, not a curated record